This is a messenger RNA of Podospora bellae-mahoneyi, 651 nucleotides long. RefSeq lists its product as uncharacterized. The coding region runs from base 1 to 651 and encodes 216 amino acids. The record is from RefSeq and is a predicted model, not a curated record. The transcript has a single exon. NCBI's taxonomy places the organism in Eukaryota, Fungi, Ascomycota, Sordariomycetes, Sordariales, Podosporaceae.
AUGGACAAGUUGAAUCCCCACCAAGAGGGACCAAAACCGCCGGAAGACAACCAUCAACAACCCGAAUCGACUGCCAACUCUUCCGAGAACGAGGCGGCUGUUCACUCCCCACAUGAUCCUGAAGCGUCGGCUGUUCAUGACACGAGAGAUCCUGUCAUGGUGGCCAGACUUCCCAAUCGCGAACAAAGCCGACUACUCAAACUCCCCGAAGAGCUCAUACUCGAUAUUGUGAAAAGGUUCAACCUGGAUCUUGCUGUCGACGUAGCGGCCGUUUUCUGCCUUGGUCGUGUCUCUCAAGUUCUACGACGUACCAUAAAACACGAUCUGGCGGGGCCACCCUGGCCCAGCUUAGCCAUCCUCAGCUCCCGAUACGGUUUUGAGCCUCCGUCCAAUUACAUACGCACUCGCGGUGCCCAAGACGCCAUCAGAUAUUGCCUUCGCAAAGACCUACUCUGCAAGACGUGCUUGCCACGGAACGAUCUCCGAAUGACGAGGGAUGGUAGGGUUGUGCCACGUCACCCGUCUGGCAAGCGCCUCUGGGAUCGUUGCAAGUUUGAAAGCCAUCACGUCAAGGGGAUUGGGCCACUGUAUUGCUCAGGCUGCGAUACUCUCCACCACCACCGAAUGUUCUCGACCGCAGAGAGGAGGUAA